Macaca mulatta (Rhesus monkey) is the source of this 1849-nucleotide messenger RNA. Lineage: Eukaryota; Metazoa; Chordata; Mammalia; Primates; Cercopithecidae. The record is from RefSeq and is a predicted model, not a curated record.
GGCCCCGCUGCGUCUUCCCAGCCGCAGGCGCAGGCCCAGCCGAGCGGCCGCCGAGCGGGAGCGGGUGCGGGUGCGGGUGCGGGCGCACCGGCCAUCACCGCGCGGCCGCGCAGCGGACACCGUGCUCACCGGCCUGCGGCGCCCCGCCACCGGGGCGGACCGCCGAACCCGAGGCCAUGUCCCAUGAAAAGAGUUUUUUGGUGUCUGGGGACAACUAUCCUCCCCCCAACCCUGGAUAUCCAGGGGGGCCCCAGCCACCCAUGCCCCCCUAUGCUCAGCCUCCCUACCCUGGGGCCCCUUACCCGCAGCCCCCUUUCCAGCCCUCACCCUACGGUCAGCCAGGGUACCCCCAUGGCCCCAGCCCCUACCCCAAGGGGGCACCCACAGGGCCCUACCCCCAAGGGGCCUACCCACAGGGCCCCUACCCACAAGAGGGCUACCCACAGGGCCCCUACCCCCAAGGGGGCUACCCCAGGGGCCAUAUCCCCAGAGCCCCUUUCCCCAACCCCUAUGGACAGCCACAGGCCUUCCCAGGACAAGACCCUGACUCACCCCAGCAUGGAAACUACCAGGAGGAGGGUCCCCCAUCCUACUAUGACAACCAGGACUUCCCUGCCACCGACUGGGAUGACAAGAGCAUCCGACAGGCCUUCAUCCGCAAGGUGUUCCUGGUGCUGACCCUGCAGCUGUCGGUGACCCUGUCCACGGUGUCUGUGUUCACUUUUGUUGGGGAGGUGAAGGGCUUUGUCCGGGAGAACGUCUGGACCUACUAUGUCUCCUAUGCUGUCUUCUUCAUCUCCCUCAUCGUCCUCAGCUGUUGUGGGGACUUCCGGCGAAAGCACCCCUGGAACCUUGUUGCACUGUCGGUCCUGACCGCCAGCCUGUCGUACAUGGUGGGGAUGAUCGCCAGCUUCUACAACACCGAGGCAGUCAUCAUGGCCGUGGGCAUCACCACAGCCGUCUGCUUCACGGUCGUCAUCUUCUCCAUGCAGACCCGCUACGACUUCACCUCGUGCAUGGGUGUGCUCCUGGUGAGCAUGGUGGUGCUCUUCAUCUUCGCCAUCCUCUGCAUCUUCAUCCGGAACCGCAUCCUGGAGAUUGUGUACGCCUCGCUGGGCGCUCUGCUCUUCACCUGCUUCCUGGCAGUGGACACCCAGCUGCUGUUGGGGAACAAGCAGCUGUCCCUGAGCCCGGAAGAGUACGUGUUUGCCGCGCUGAACCUGUACACAGACAUCAUCAACAUCUUCCUGUACAUCCUCACCAUCAUUGGCCGCGCCAAGGAGUAGCCCAGCUCCAGCUCUCUGUGCCCGCUCAGGUGGCAUGGCUGGCCUGGACCCUGCCCCUGGCACGGCAGUGCCAGCUGUCCUUCCCUCUCUCUUGUCCCCAGGCACAGCCUGGGGCAGAGGACGCCCCUCUCCAACCCUCCCAUAUGUACACUGCAGAUACUUCUGUUUGGACCCCCUGUGGCCACAGCAUGGCCCCUUUAGUCCUCCCGCCCCGCCAAGGGGCAACAAGGCCACGUUUCUGUGCCACCUCCUGUCUACUCAUUGUUGCAUGAGCCCUGUCUGCCAGCCCACCCCAGGGACUGGGGGCAGCACCAGGUCCCGGGGAGAGGGAUUGAGCCAAGAGGUGAGGGUGCACGUCUUCCCUCCUGUCCCAGCUCCCCAGCCUGGCGUAGAGCACCCCUCCCCCCACCCUGGAGUGCUGCCCUCUGGGGACAUGCGGAGUGGGGUCUUAUCCCUGUGCUGAGCCCUGAGGGCAGAGAGGACGGCAUGUUUCAGGGGAGGGGGCAGCCUUCCUCUCAAUCUGCUGUCAGUGAAAUUCCAAUAAAUGGGAUUUGCUCUCUGCC